Penaeus chinensis is the source of this 4670-nucleotide messenger RNA. It is a transcript of the gene beta'COP, whose product is annotated as coatomer subunit beta'-like. Gene Ontology annotation, biological process: intra-Golgi vesicle-mediated transport; intracellular protein transport; retrograde vesicle-mediated transport, Golgi to endoplasmic reticulum. Bases 151 to 3708 code for a protein of 1185 amino acids. NCBI's taxonomy places the organism in Eukaryota, Metazoa, Arthropoda, Malacostraca, Decapoda, Penaeidae. Gene Ontology annotation, molecular function: protein binding; structural molecule activity. The record is from RefSeq and is a predicted model, not a curated record. The transcript has 21 exons. Gene Ontology annotation, cellular component: COPI vesicle coat.
ACGUCUGCCCGAAGCAUUCGGGGCUUCGGUUCCUCCGUCAUCACCGCGCAGGCGCACAAGUGGCAUUUGACACGUCGAAAGGUUCUCUCGGUGGAAGCUGUGUAGUAGGAGUGAAUUUCGUCAUAUUUUUGUCUUCUACAACUCUUCAUCAUGCCACUGCGUCUGGAUGUAAAGCGGAAAUUAACCGCUCGAUCAGAUCGUGUUAAAUCAGUUGAUCUUCAUCCUACUGAACCAUGGAUGCUUGCAUCUCUUUACAAUGGCAAUGUUCAUGUAUGGAACAUUGAGAGCCAGCAGUUGGUUAAGAGCUUUGAAGUAUGUGAUCUUCCAGUAAGAGCAGCAAGAUUUGUGGCCCGUAAAAAUUGGGUUGUUACAGGCUCGGAUGACAUGCAAGUUCGUGUUUAUAAUUAUAAUACGUUAGAGCGUGCACACCAGUUUGAAGCUCAUUCAGAUUAUGUGAGAUGUAUUGCAGUACAUCCAACUCAGCCUUUCAUUCUUACCUGCAGUGAUGAUAUGACGAUCAAACUUUGGAACUGGGAUAAAAAAUGGUCCUGCCAGCAAGUAUUCGAGGGUCACUCUCACUAUGUAAUGCAGAUUGUCAUCAAUCCAAAGGAUAACAACACUUUCGCUUCUGCUUCUCUUGACCGUACUGUGAAGGUGUGGCAGCUUGGUUCACCACAGCCGAACUUCACUCUCGAGGGUCAUCAGCGUGGAGUUAAUUGUGUGGAUUACUACCAUGGUGGAGACAAGCCUUAUUUGAUUUCAGGGGCUGAUGAUAGUCUGGUCAAGAUUUGGGAUUAUCAGAACAAAACAUGCGUGCAAACCCUGGAAGGACACUCACAGAAUGUUUCCUCUGUGUCAUUCCACCCGGAGCUACCAAUCAUCCUGACUGGCUCUGAGGACUGCACUGUGAGGGUCUGGCAUGCCAACACUUACCGUCUGGAGAACACACUCAACUAUGGUCUUGAUAGAGUGUGGUGUAUAUCAGCUCUCAAGGGCUCCAACAAUGUCUGCUUUGGCUAUGAUGAAGGCAGUGUCAUGGUUAAGCUUGGUCGUGAGGAACCAGCUAUGUCAAUGGAUGUUAGUGGCAAGAUUGUGUGGGCCAGACAUUCUGAAAUCCAGCAGGCCAAUCUGAAAGCUAUGGCUGACACUGAAAUACAGGAUGGAGAAAGACUACCUUUGGCUGUCAAGGAUCUUGGAGCAUGUGACAUAUAUCCACAGACUAUUGCACAUAACCCUAAUGGAAGGUUUGUUGUUGUUUGUGGUGAUGGAGAAUACAUCAUCUACACUGCCAUGGCAUUGCGUAACAAAGCCUUUGGUCCAGCUCUGGAGUUUGUUUGGGCUUUGGACUCCUCAGAGUAUGCCAUCCGUGAAUCAAACUUCAGUGUGAAGCUCUUCAAAAACUUCAAGGAAAAGAAGUCUUUCAAGCCAGACUUUGGUAGUGAAGGUAUAUUUGGUGGAUAUCUCCUUGGAUGCAGGUCAAGUUCAACAGGACUUGCAUUCUAUGACUGGGAGUCUCAAGAGCUGGUGAGGCGCAUUGAAAUUCAGCCACGGCAGGUUUUCUGGUCAGAGAAUGGAGAUUAUGUGUGCAUUGCUACUGACGAGAAUUACUUCAUUCUUAAGUACAGUACUGAUGCUGUCACUAAAGCCAGGGAGACCAAAGAGGGUCUGACUGAGGAUGGAAUUGAAGAUGCUUUUGAUCUUGUUGGAGAGGUGCAAGAAGUUGUCAAGACUGGCAAAUGGGUUGGAGAUUGCUUCAUCUACACAAAUUCAGUGAAUAGAUUGAACUAUUAUGUAGGAGGCGAGAUUGUUACUAUUGCUCAUUUGGACAGGACUUUGUAUCUUUUGGGCUACAUUCCCAAGGAUAACCGCCUGUACUUGGGUGACAAGGAACUAAAUGUGGUAUCAUAUGAGCUGCUAGUGUCUGUCUUGGAGUAUCAGACAGCUGUUAUGCGUCGUGAUUUUAACACCGCUGAUCGUGUCCUUCCCACAAUCCCACCUGCCCAUCGCACUCGGGUUGCCCACUUUUUAGAGAAGCAAGGGUUCAAGAAGCAGGCUUUGGCUGUUUCCACAGAUCCUGAACACAGGUUUGAUCUUGCCCUGAGUCUGGGUGAACUAGAGGUGUGUCAUCAGCUUGCUGUUGAGGCUGGUUCAGAGCACAAGUGGCGGCUGGUUGCAGACUUGGCACAACAGCAGGGAGACCUCCAAACCGCUCAGACAUGCCUCCUCCGUGCCCAUGAUUACCCUGGAUUGCUUUUACAGGCCACAGCCUCUGGUAAUGCUGGAUUGAUCAAAGAAGUGGCAACUGAAGCAGAAAGCCAAGGUCGAAAUAAUGUAGCCUUCUUGUCCCACUUCCUGACGGGUAAUUUGAAGGACUGUUUGGAACUCCUGAUAAAGACCAACCGAAUUCCAGAAGCGGCAUUCUUUGCAAGAACUUAUAUGCCAAAUGAAAUGUCCCGUGUUGUUGGUCUGUGGAAAACUGCUGCUGGAGAGAAGAUUGGUCAGAGUUUAGCUGAUCCUGCACAAUAUGACAAUCUUUUCCCUGGGCUGAAAGAUGCUGUAAAAUCUCAGCAGUAUUUACAGCAGACAACAAAACCAAUCCCAGCAGCAUCUGCAUCUUCCGUGCCAGGCAACCAUGAGCGCAAUAUCCUUGAGGAAAUGCGAUCAGCAGAAACAUCUGGAGCCUUUGUCUACAUUCCACCAGAAGGAGAGGAUGUUGAAUUUGUUGAUGCUCCACAGCAACCAGAGAAAGGAAUAGAUAGCCUGAGUGAGGAAGUACUAUUAGCUCCAUCAGCACCUGUAAUGCCUGCAUCAUUGCCAGUAACUGUUGCUUCUGAACCUUUGAUUCCAACACCUGCUGCACCAUCUGCAGCUGUCCCUACCCCAGAAUUGAUUGAUGAUGACAUCACAAAGGAUGUUGGUCAAGAGCUUCGUGAAGAAUUUGAUGCAUUUUCUAACCCUGAUGAAGAUGACUGGGGAAGCAGUGAAAAUAUUACUGGGGAUGAUAAUACCAUAGUGGCCUCUGCCAGAGAAAAGGUUGAUGUUUGCAAAGAUGAAAAUGAACUUGAGGAGGUGGAGGAGGAGGUAGGAGUGGAGAAGGGGGGGGAGAUGGAGGAGGAGGAGGAGGAGGAGGAGGAGGAGGAGGAGGAGAAGGAAAAUAUCUUAAAACUGGAAGAGGAGAAGGAAGAGAGAUUGGAAGCAGCAGGAUCUGCAUCCUCUUCCACAGUCCCCAGCAGGAAGAUGUUUGACUGGGAUGAAGAUGAAGCAGAAGACUGGGGAUUCCAGCAGACCCCCCAGAAUGAGCUAGGAGUUUUUGUGGACUUGACUCAUGAGGUACCAGCUGAUGGUGACAAUCCAGAUCAUGUGACAGGAGUCUCACAAUUGAUAGACUUAGACAAGCCAGAAGAUUUAGCAUCACCUAGAUUGGUCUUAGGAAUGUCUCCAGGUAGAAUUUCAACCCAUGAAACAACAUCCCAAGAUUUGGGCCCUUCUGCAACUGAUUUUGAAUGGGAUACAUCUGUGUUAGAUACACUUGUAGACAGUUUUGUCAUGCAGCCACAGAUUAGAAAUCCAGGUGUGAGUGGGAGGCCACCAAUAGAUCAAGCACAAUUGGAGAGAGAGUUGGAGUUGGACCUUGAAAAUGUUCGCAUUGAAGACAACAUUGAUCCUAAUGAUGUGAACCUGGAUGAAGAAGAAUUAUUGGCAGACUAAUUGAGAUUUGCUGAUGCAGUGCUUCAUCCAUUUUCUUUUGUUAUCUUUAUUUUAAGUCUUUUUAUGUAAAUAGGAAAAAAAAAAAACAUAUAUUGCAGUUGUUUGUUUUCUUUAAAAAUUUUAGGUGUUGUAGGUUUUAAAAGGAAUAUUAGCUAAUUCAGAUGGCGCUGAAAGAAUUGUGUUUAUUUUUGUGAAAUAUAAAAAAGGAUAAAUUCAGGCCUUUUUUGAUUAUCAAAUUGGUAUGUGUAGAGGGAUUAUAGAUUGUUCAUGCUAAGAUGGCAAUAGUAAUUUUGGUUUAAUGUACCAGUGAACAAACCUGUUGCACCAUUUAUUUUGCUUAUUUAUGGAACAUGUAUUGAAAUGAGGAUCAUUCCAUAUUUAACUUUUAUACAAAGUUGGAGGUGAAUAAAAGUUAACUUCAUCAACAUGUAUUUAAUUGAACCAGAGACAUAUAUAUAUUGUAGAUAUUUAUUUUGUGAUGAACUUGAAAUAAUUUAAAUAACUGAAGAAAAGUUUGUUCUAUUUGCACUAUUUCAACAACACAUUCAUACCAGUUUAACUAUUAUAUAGAAAUGACUUCUUGUGAACAUAAAUGCACAUUUGCUUGGAAUACUGUUAAACAAGUUGCUCCAAAUAUAUAUAUAUAUAUCACUUCAUUUUACAGUAAACCAAGAGAUCCAUAAUAUAUACCUCUACAGAUGUUAAUUUUAUGUUGUUAUUCAUGACUUUUUCCCCCAUUCCUGUGUACUGUAUUUAUAUUAAUGUUAAUGAGUUAUGAAUGAUAUGAUAAUGCAGUAUGGUUUAAUGUACAGUGGGAAUGAGAAGAUAUGACACUUAGAUACUUGGGAACAAGAAAUAAAAGAGGUUAUUGAAAAACUGACAUCUUUUUCUUCAGAUACAGAUUGCUUUUUUGUGAGAUCCUAUGGUUCUAUAUUUGUUAAAACAAUAAACAAGUUUGUGUA